GUAUAGAUGACGACAUCGGUAUGCCCGUCCGAUCGCGAAUGCCCGCCGCGUCGUCAAUAAUCACAAGUGUUUCGCGUGUCGCGUGUAGGUGCAUCGUGGAACGAUCGGCGAAUGCACGGUCUCUGUGCCGUGGAGGUUAUGUUUUCCGGUUUUGCUUGUAUUUUGAAUUAGUAGCUGCCAAACUGGCUACUCGACCCCGCAACCGCGCGGAACAACGCGAGUAUGACCGUCGUCCGUCGUUGAGUCGCGACGGGAGUGACGUAAGCGUGACACGGAGCGAGUCAUGUGCGAAUUUAAAGUAUGGUUGUCACGCAACGUAAGAUGAAGCAGCUCGCGGUCUUCGCGGUUUGCGCGCUGCUAGUCUUGGGCUUUUAUAAAACUCUGGUGACUACGGAAGAGGAGCGAUCCUUUAAUCGCGGUCGGCAUCGCUCCGUACUCGGGAAUAAAGCUAGCUUAGAUGACAAGAAUGAUCUCAUCGUGGCCGCGACACAAAAAGUUCGCGAUGCCGAGAACGAGCCGUCUGACGGAGAUAUCAGGGACAUCGAGGAGGCGAAGGUUCGGAUUCGCGAGCUGGAGGGUAAGCUCCAGCAUCUGGAGGCGGCGAUUAAGAACGGAGUGGCGAAGGACUUUCCAACGGUGAAGUUUCUGAAUUAUAAAAAUCGGAAGCGAAUACUGGUGACGGGGGGCGCGGGUUUUGUCGGCUCUCAUCUGGUGGACCGUCUGAUGCUCGCCGGACACGAGGUGAUAGUCGUCGACAAUUUCUUCACCGGUAGAAAGCGUAACGUGGAGCACUGGGUCGGUCACGAGAAUUUCGAGCUGGUGCAUCACGAUAUCGUGAGGCCAUUGUACCUGGAGGUCGACGAGAUCUAUCAUCUCGCUAGUCCGGCCAGUCCGCCGCACUACAUGCUGAAUCCCGUGAAGACGAUCAAGACGAACACGUUGGGCACUAUAAACAUGUUGGGACUCGCAAAACGAGUCGGUGCACGAGUGUUAAUUGCGAGCACGUCGGAAGUGUACGGGGAUCCUAACGAGCAUCCACAGGCAGAAACUUACUGGGGUCAUGUAAAUCCCAUUGGUCCACGGGCGUGUUAUGACGAAGGAAAACGGGUCGCUGAGACGUUGAGCUACGCUUACAUGAGACAGGAAGGCGUCUCGGUUCGAGUUGCACGAAUUUUCAACACCUUUGGCCCAAGAAUGCAUAUGAAUGACGGUCGCGUCGUGUCAAAUUUUAUCCUUCAGGCUUUACAAAAUGACUCGAUCACGAUUUAUGGCAGUGGAAAACAGACGCGAUCGUUUCAAUAUGUCUCCGAUCUAGUGGAUGGAUUAGUAGCAUUAAUGGCAUCUAAUUAUACUUUACCUGUAAAUAUUGGAAAUCCUGUAGAGCAUACAAUUGAAAAAUUUGCACGUAUAAUAAAAGAUUUAGUGGGUGCUACCAGUCCGAUAAUUGAACUCGCAGCAGUUGAGGACGAUCCGCAAAGAAGAAGACCAGAUAUUAGCAGAGCUAAAAAAUAUUUGAACUGGGAACCGAAAGUUCCUUUAGCGGAAGGUCUGAAGAAAACUAUAGUGUAUUUCGCGAAAGAAUUGCAAAGGACAAAGCAUUCUCAAAAAAGCAGUUUUAAACAGUCUUCUUAUAAAAAUGAUCAUGAUAUUGUAGAACAACUUUAGGAUCAAGUGUAAUAAAUUAAUGAUAUGAUUAAUGC
Messenger RNA from Pogonomyrmex barbatus (red harvester ant), 1700 nucleotides. RefSeq names its product UDP-xylose synthase (gene Uxs). Lineage: Eukaryota; Metazoa; Arthropoda; Insecta; Hymenoptera; Formicidae. Gene Ontology annotation, molecular function: UDP-glucuronate decarboxylase activity; NAD+ binding. Gene Ontology annotation, biological process: D-xylose metabolic process. Gene Ontology annotation, cellular component: cytoplasm. The record is from RefSeq and is a predicted model, not a curated record.